Dipodomys ordii (Ord's kangaroo rat) is the source of this 1717-nucleotide messenger RNA. It is a transcript of the gene Dipk2b, whose product is annotated as chromosome unknown open reading frame, human CXorf36. The record is from RefSeq and is a predicted model, not a curated record. Lineage: Eukaryota; Metazoa; Chordata; Mammalia; Rodentia; Heteromyidae. The transcript has 4 exons. Bases 44 to 937 code for a protein of 297 amino acids.
GGAGGCCGCAGCUGGAGGCCAUAGCCACAGCACAGAGCCCAGGAUGGACCCACAGCUGGGGCCUGAGGCGGCUGCUCUCCAUCCAGGUUGGCAAGUUCUGCUGCUGUUGGUGGUGUCAGUCGUGAGCUGUUUUUCCUCGCCAGCAUCUCCCCCUCCUUCUCUGGUAUCCCGAGUCAGAACCAGCUACAAUUUGGGAAGGACUUUCCUCGGUCUUGAUAAAUGCAAUGCCUGCAUCGGGACAUCUAUUUGCAAGAAGUUCUUUAAAGAAGAAAUAAGGUUUGACAACUCGCUGGCUUCUGACCUUGAACUGGCCUCUGACUACCUGCCUUCUUACUCUGCAAAUUACUCAGAUGAUUCCAAAACCUGGCGGCCUGUGGAGAUCUUCAGGCUAGUGAGCAAAGAGCAAAAUGAGAUCUCAGACAGGAGAAUCUGUGCCUUUGCAUCGGCCCCAAAGACCUGCAGCAUUGAGCGCAUCCUGCGGAAAACAGGAAGAUUCCAGAAAUGGCUGCAGGCCAAACGCCUCACACCGGACCUGGUACAGAGCACCCAGAACCUAAAGAGAAGUUCUGCCCAAGCAAAGGAUUUCACUGGAAGCAGCCAAGCAGCCCCCAAGGCAGGAGAGAAUCAAGACAUUUUUAGCUGCCUGGUUUCUGGUUGCCAGGCCCAGCUACUGCCCUCUUGCGACAACAUCCCUGACAAGCAGAGUGUGGUGCUUGUAUGCCAGCAAUUGUUGCCUCAACUUCUCCAGGGGAAAUUUCCCUCUCCGGUACAAGUGGAGAUAGACUCUGCUCUUGCCCAGUGUGGACAGGGCAUCCGCCCAGACUCAGAAGUCUUUGGGGCUGCCAGUCGACUGAAGGACAUCUUGAGACCACUUAGAACCUGUGACCCUAGAUUUGCCUACCGCUACCCAGACUGCAAGUAUAAUGACAGGUUCUGAGGGGGUGGAGCCUCGCUGACCUGAGGGGACAAUAUGAUUGGUGCUCUGUUUCCCCAGUUGAGUGGUCUGCCAGACAAAAUGAAGUGGCUCCAUUUGAAACACUAAAGAACUGAUGAACACUAACUAGGGAAAGAAGUUGUGUAACACUGAGCACUGAGCAAUCACACUCCCCCCCCCCACACACACACAUACAUGCACUGGCAAGACAUCAUGGCAGAGCCCAGGGGCUGGCUUCAGAAGAUCCUGGAGUGGCUACUCACUGUCUGUCUUUGAGCCUUAAUUUCCUCUGUUUUCUACUGGACUCUCAUGAGGCUGACAGAAUAGAGAGUUGUGAAGGGCCUAGGACACAUGCUCACAACCUGCAGUUUAGCUGGUUACAAAGUAUUUUUGAAAAGCAUGCACAGGAAUGGUGAAUGAGAAAGGCAUGCAAAUCAGGAGGGUGAUAUGGAGGGAAUACAGGGUGAAGAUGAGGAUCUGGAGGACUAAACAGAUUUACAUUUCCAACAAGGAGGCCUACUUUCUGCUCCUGCUCACCCUGCCACAUUACCCCACCAUCAUGGGGUGAGGGGAUUGAAGACCCAGCGCAUAUGCCCACCAAGGCCUCUUCCAGAGCCAUGCUUCUGGGUAGGACUCCAGAAGCAUCUCGCAGCAUAGGAAGGAGAAGUGGGUAAGAGGAGACAGUGGCCAAUGUCUUAGUCCAGGUCACAUAAGAGGCAGGUUAAUACCUGCCUGGGUGCUGGUGCCUCCAACCUGUAAUCCCAGCUGCUCAGGAAGCUGAGA